Hemicordylus capensis (graceful crag lizard) is the source of this 2121-nucleotide messenger RNA. RefSeq names its product zinc finger protein 202-like. The record is from RefSeq and is a predicted model, not a curated record. Gene Ontology annotation, biological process: regulation of DNA-templated transcription. NCBI's taxonomy places the organism in Eukaryota, Metazoa, Chordata, Lepidosauria, Squamata, Cordylidae. The transcript has 6 exons. The coding region runs from base 318 to 1091 and encodes 257 amino acids.
UGAGUGCAGAGUCCUAGAAAGGCACGGAAGGGGCGAGCCUGCGCAAUGGUAGUCCCUCCCCCCGCCCGUUUCGAAAAGAGCUGCUGGUUUUUUCACAUGGUUUGGAGUUGGAGCUUCGUCAGUAGCCUCCGUCGGGGGACGUGGAGAGCCCGUGCUGCAAGAAUGCACUACUGCAGAGACAGUAGCUUGUUGACUUGACAAGCCUUAUUAGCCCUGUCUGUGUGGACAAUCUUUGCGUUAAGAGAGAAACUUGAAGAAGAACUGAGCAAGCCGAUCCUUCACUAUUUCUGGAAGCUGCCUUGGAGUACAGAGCAGAGAUGGGUGUCCUUGAAGCGGGAAGAGGCCCUCUUGCCAUGCAAGCUGAGAGAAGUGAGGAAUUCUGGGAAAGAACUGUGCAGAAGAUGCUGGAUGAGGAUACAACCAGUUCGGUUGCAAAGCGCCAGAGACUCAGACAGUUCUGCUACCAGGAGGCCGAGGGCCCCCGAGAAAUUUGCAGCCGAAUCCACAGCCUGUGCCGUCAGUGGCUGAAGCCAGAAAAGCACACAAAGAUGCAGAUCCUGGACCUAGUGAUCCUGGAGCAGUUCCUGACCAUCCUGCCUCCGGAGAUGGAGAGCUGGGUCAGAGAAUGUGGAGCGGAGACUAGUUCCCAGGCAGUGGCCCUCGCAGAAGGUUUCCUCCUGAGCCAAGCAGAGGCCAAGAAGCAGAAAGAGCAAAAGUGGCAGAAGCCAUCAAAGGUGGACCCUGAUUUCUCCACGGAAGUGCUGGAUUCAUCGGACCAUAGAAAAAGUCCACUGUUUAGGUGGAUUGUGGAAAAGCGUGAAGGAGGUGCCACCUCGCUGGGUGGUGAAAUAACUUUGGCUCUUUCAUCUAGGCCUUCUCCUCUUUCUGGCCAAGCAGAGAUAGCCUCUGUGCAACUGCACCAGGGUCCGGUGACCUUGGAAGAUGUUUUGGUGAAUUUCUCAGCGGAGGAGUGGACCCUGCUGGAUGCAGGCCAAAAAGCUCUGCAUAGAGAAAUCUUGGAGGAGACCUGUGGGCAUCUGGCCUCUCUGGGAAUAGCUGCCACCCCUGGAGUCUUUAGACUGUUACAGUAAAACUCCGUUAUAUUUAAAACUUCUCCUUUUCUGUUCAGUUUCUCAGCCUAUCCUGGACUUAUUGGAUUCAGUAAAGUUUGUUCUAGAAUACACACAUCUGCCAUUUAUUGGGUCACCUAGGAAUAGUAAAGAUGCUCUUUCUCAGAGGUGUCUCAAAGGAACAGGGCUUCCCCUCCCCUGCUCUUCCGUACACUGUCUGACUUAUUCCUAGCCAUGAACCCAGGCAUGGCUUUUCCAACCCUUUUUGUUCCACUUGAUAUGCAAGGAGAAACAGCCAGUAGGCAACUUCCCAUUGUCAUGGUGGCAACUAGGGUUCCACCAACCCCCAGGUACUGGUGAGCAUGCACUUCUGGGGUGAGUUGCAAAUUCUGCUCUCGGCGUGUUGCACUGAUGUCAAAUUCCCCUCCAGGAAUCCCCUCCCCUCUAGCUAACUGUCAGCUAGAUUUGAAGUUGUUUACAGUUGUCAGGUUCCCAAAGGGAAGUGCAGCUGGGGAAACCAACCUUGAUGGGUUCGGACAACAUGUGUGGAGCGGAACUUGCAGAUUGCACCUGGAGUAUACAGUUGCUGGGAACUGGAGUUUGCUGACACCUUACUUAUUGCCAUGACGUGUGAAGUCAUUGAAGUCAAUAUUCAGUCAAUAUUGGAAGGGAUCUCUGAGCUGUGAAAGGGGAAGGUCAUAGUGAUGGAUCAUUUGGGUCCCAGGUUUCAUAGGAGCUACCAGAACAUGAAACUGCCAUUGGUCUGCCUUACCCAGUUUAGUCUACUGUGACAGGCAGCUUCCAAACUGUGAUGCAGAGAUCUUUCUGGCCCUGUUAAUUCAUAUUUUCCCACGGAAGAUUGAGCCAGGCUUUUAUGCUUGUGGAGCACAUAAAAAUCAAUUACACAGCCACCUCCCGGGCUGCCAGUUAGAGCCAAUGUACAGGGGCAUAACAAGAUCUGGUUCCCCAUGAAAAAACCCACUUUUUAAAAAAUUCAAGCAACAGUAAACUGGGUUUCUUCUGUGAUUUGAGCUCUGUUUGUGCCUCACUG